AGACUUCUUGGGUGGAUAAUUAGAAUACUACACUCUAUCUAUACUAGUACCUCCACGGUGUCACCAUGUGAUCGCGACUUUCGUCUUUGGAUAGACAACUCGCGCAUCGUCAAUCCCAGUCUUUCUCCCUGAUCCAGCAACUCAGUCUAGCUACCCCACAAUAUGGCGCCCAGGAGCCUAACUCCAUCACUCCUAGAAGCAACCUCUGCGCUAUCGCCCGAGAAUGGUUCCCCAGAUCGCUUGAUAGCCAGAAUUUCCCGCGACUGGUGCACGCAGCAUUCUGUUCUGGGAGGUUACCUAACAACCCUGAUGCUGUCCGCCGCCCGCAGAUUUAUCAACAGCAACACAGACGCCGUAGCCGAAUAUCCCGACCCCAUCCAUGUCUUCAUCCAGUUCCUUCACAAGGUUCCACCUGGCCAGGUUUCCGUCUCAUGCAAGAUACUCCGCGCCACAGCCCGACUGUGUGUCGUCAAGGUCGACUUGGAGUUGUCUCGACAGCCAGAGCCGGGGUAUGGCGAGGCGCAACAAUCCCCUGCAUGCAUUGCGAUUGCUACUUUCGCCAAUUUGGAUAAUGAAAAGGGCCUGACACAAGACUCUACACAAUCGGAGCAGUUAGGUGCACAUCCACUCCCGUCUCGAGAGACAGAUUGCGUCACAAUCGACGACCCCGUGGUAGAUGCAACUCCUGUUACUCGAAAGCUACACUGGGUUGCUCCUCGCUCUGCGGACGGUCUAUGGGGUCACCGGCUAGGCGGGCACCAGCGCGAAGUCUGGCUGUCAUUUCGAGACGAAACGCCAAUUUCAGAUCUUCUUCAUCUGGCGCUGCUUGCGGACAUGCCUCUCCAACCGCCUGCAACUCACACAGCGGGCUUCUAUUCGCGCUAUGCCCUCUCCACCCUCUGUCUUUCGGUGGAGUUCAAAAAACGGCCCGGCCCGAGCACGAAAUGGGUUUUGGUACGAUCGAAUUCGCACAAGGUUGUGGACGGGCGGUAUGAUGUGAAUGUCCAAAUUCUAAACGAGGAAGGAGAGAUCCUUGCGCUGAGCAAUCAUGUGGUGUAUAUCUCAGAUUUGAGGAAGAACUCGAAGAGAGCGAAAAUGUGAAGGGACUGUUUAUGCUAACUCUUUAGCCACAGCCGUUGUAAUUUCAUUGUUAUUGGAGCAUGCUCAGUUUAGUUUUUCUUGUUUUCU
This is a messenger RNA of Aspergillus nidulans FGSC A4, 1188 nucleotides long. RefSeq names its product thioesterase family protein. Bases 163 to 1101 code for a protein of 312 amino acids. The record is from RefSeq and is a predicted model, not a curated record. Lineage: Eukaryota; Fungi; Ascomycota; Eurotiomycetes; Eurotiales; Aspergillaceae. The transcript is spliced from 3 exons.